This is a messenger RNA of Cucurbitaria berberidis CBS 394.84, 2335 nucleotides long. Its product is annotated as GAL4-like transcription factor-like protein. Gene Ontology annotation, biological process: positive regulation of transcription by RNA polymerase II; DNA-templated transcription. The coding region runs from base 1 to 2037 and encodes 678 amino acids. The transcript is spliced from 2 exons. Gene Ontology annotation, molecular function: zinc ion binding; DNA-binding transcription factor activity, RNA polymerase II-specific; sequence-specific DNA binding. The record is from RefSeq and is a predicted model, not a curated record. NCBI's taxonomy places the organism in Eukaryota, Fungi, Ascomycota, Dothideomycetes, Pleosporales, Cucurbitariaceae.
AUGCAGAACCGCACCAAGGUGCGCCGUAGGGUGCUUGCUUGCGCGCGCUGUCGGAAACGGAAGCUCUCGUGCGACGGCAAAGUCCCCGCCUGUACACGAUGUGUCGAGUCAGGCAUGCAGUGUGUUGGCUUCGAUUCAUCAACACAGCAGGAGGCGCCUCGAAGCAUUGCCGACUUCCUCGAGGCCCGCAUUGCCAAGCUCGAGGCUUUGCACAGUCCCUCGUCGCUGCAACCACCACUGGGACGACCAAGUGCUACUAUUCCCUCUCCGCCUGAUUCUCAUGGAUCCGAAGCAACACCUGCUCAAUGGCGCCCGGAAAAAUGCGCUUUCACCGACAGCCUUGUCAACCAGGUCAUGGACGACAUCACGCCCCCCUUUCUUGGCGUCACCAAAGCCAGGCCGCUGUUGCAGUGUGUGGUCAAAGGAACCCGGCUCCCCUCCAAAAAGGGUCCUGUAAUUUCUACCGAUCUGAACGAGAAUCACCCUAGGUCCAUUUUGAAUCCCCAGCCGACCAAGGGGCUGUUUCACGACCUGAUGCCCGACGAGGUGGGUGCCAACACCCUGCUUCAAAUCUACCUGGAUCGAGUCAUCACCCAAUAUCCGAUAUACCACCGGAACGACGUGACGACAGCAUUCAACUCCAUAUACCACAAGACAGCAUCGACGCCAGGCGAGGAUUCGUUCCGCAAUCGCUACAUAGUCAGCAUCAUCAUGGCCAUCUCGCUGAGUACUAGUGCUCGGCACAAAGUACAAAAGGCCAACGAGACAGCCUAUCAGCUCGUCCGACACGCUAUGCAAUGGAUCCCAGAGGUCGCCACGAAUGACAUACCUGGACUCCAAGCCAUUCUUAUUCUGACACAAUACAUCUUCCUCAAUCCCCGCAUGGCGGACCUGUGGCUCCUGACGGGUUUGAUAAGCCAAGCCGUCAUUGAUCUUGGCCUUCAUCAAGAGCUGCCCAACGAUAACCGAGUCUCGGCGUUUCAGCGCGAUAUGCGGCGUCGACUAUUCUGGUGCGCAUGGGAGAUGGAGGUUGGAGUAUGCUGCAUAUUCCUGCGUCCUACAAGCUUGCCCAUAAGACGCAUCGAGGUCAACUUCCCGCUGGAGAUAGAUGAUACCGCCAUCACUCAAGCCAGCAUGGAACCCGCAGGACGAGUGUCCAAAUUCACCCAACGCAUCAUUUGUCGCUUCCGACUCAUCGAAGCGGACAUCAUCUCAGUCCUAUGGCUUGGUGAUCCGCUACCGAAAUCAUGUACCUCGCUCGAGCAGUGGAUAGAGCAAUGCAUCAGCGCAAUGUCAGAAUGGCAACAGGAGAUAUACGCUUCGCGGGACGCCAACAAGGAUCGCGGGCUGAUACCGAGAUGGAACGAAAUGUGUCUCUACUCCGACAUCGCCUGUCCCUAUAUACUGGCUACCCUAUACCGCUCUUCUCGUCGCAUCCCACAUCCCACUACAAGUCAGAUGAUGACUGCUUUGAUCAACGCUGUCAAGGUUGCUGAUGGUUACUUUCGACAGUCAGAAGCAGAGGCUGGCAAAAUCAAAUAUGUAUUCCAUCCAUGCCAUCACGUGUUCAACUGCGCUCUCAUAUUUCUUCAAGGCCUGCAACGCUGUAAGCAAGAAGUGGCAGACAAUUGGUCGUGGCCGCAGGUGGAGGAAUGGAUGCACGUUUUUGCCAAGUGUUUCUCGUCCAUCGCUGAGCGCUGGACUGCAGCGAAGAGAUGCCUGGACGAAUAUGAGCGACUACUAAUUCCGAUCAAGAAGGAAUACAUGGAGUUUUUGUCCCAGCAGGCAACUCUCUCACCACUUCCACUUCGCGCGAAUGCGUCCAUGACUGCUGGUCUCUUUGAUUAUGCAGCGCCGGCGCCAACGCCAGCUCCCGCGGAAAUCGAUGAAGCAUACCAGUUCUGGAGUGUCUUCAACCCUACUGUAACAACGACCGAUACCGAAGCGCUUAGCGCAUAUGUAUUCAAUGUACCACCUCGAGAUUGGAACACGGAGUUUUCUUUGAAUUACGGAACGGAGGCGAUGCCGGAGGCGUAACUUUAUACGGGGGUCGCAAAGACUACGAAUUUGUGCAUUAUGGAGUUUCCAUGUUGCUGACGGUUUUUUCGCUUUAUUUACCUUGUUUACGCAACUACAAACAUUGACCUGCGACCGCGACCCAUCAUUUACCUUGCCAACCAAAUGCUGCACUUGCACUCGGGAUUAACAACGGCCCGGGUUUGUCGCAAACACAUCACGUUACCAACCCGAUAACGUUCGCCCAGCUCUCGGCGCGUGGGGUUUUCAUGCGAUACUUUACCAAAGAAGCUUCAAGGUGGGUCUAAUUUGUUGCGAC